Gordionus sp. m RMFG-2023 is the source of this 1777-nucleotide messenger RNA. RefSeq lists its product as uncharacterized. NCBI's taxonomy places the organism in Eukaryota, Metazoa, Nematomorpha, Gordioida, Chordodea, Parachordodidae. The record is from RefSeq and is a predicted model, not a curated record. The transcript has 5 exons. The coding region runs from base 137 to 1777 and encodes 546 amino acids. Gene Ontology annotation, molecular function: nucleic acid binding.
AUUAAAUUCCAUAUUCCAGAAUUCGUCAAAGAAAAAACCUAGUAUCAAACCUAACUCUAUUCAAAAGAAAGUGAUAUGCUUUCGUUGCGGUAAGGCAAACCACAUAGCGAAAGAUUGUAGAACCCAUGCCAUACAAAUGAUUCUGCCACGGACACCUCGCCUGUCAUUUUCAAAUAAAGCAACCAUCGAUGCGAAGAUAAAUGGGUUGCAGCUAGCUAUGGAGUUUGAUACCGGCGCCGCGUGUAGUGUGAUUGAUGAGGUCACCUGGAAUCGUAUUGGCAGACCACAACUAUCACCGGCUUAUAAAUUAGUGGGAUAUAAUCAUAUCCAAAUCGAAGUACUAGGUGAAAUCAAACUGCAAAAGGCAAUCAUCCGAAUAGAACCGAACACGUUACCGAUUGCAUUACCAGCAAGAAGAGUUCCUUUUCCGUUGCCUGAGUUGGACAGACUUUUAGACGAAGACGUUAUCAAGAAGGUGGAUCCAACAAUAACUCCAAUCACUUGGGCUACGCCAACGGUUAAUAUCUUAAAGAAAUCCGGUGCCGUACGGAUAUGCGGAGAUUUUCGUUUAACAAUCAACAAAUAUCUAGCGAUCGAUAACGAUUUACUACCAACUUUCGUCGACCUAACAAAAGAUACAAUAAUUCCUUAUUCAGCCGAUAUCCCUGUCGUGAUUUCUUGUGACGCUUCCGAAGAUGGUCUAGGAGCUGUUAUUGCACACCGAUUUCUUACUGGCCAGGAGAAACCGACUGCUUACGCAUUGAGGACACUUUCGGCGGCUGAAAAGAAUUAUGCCACAAUUGAUCGGGAGGUUUCGGCGAUCAUGUUCGCUAUCGAGAAGUUUCAUCAAUAUAUUUUUGGAAGACAUUUUAUCUUGGUUACUGAUCAUAAACCAUUACAAUAUAUUUUAGGUGAUAAAAGAGAUCUUAACAAAAUAACAAAUAACCGUUUAAUACGGUGGGCGACUAAGCUAUUAAAUUAUGAUUAUGAGAUAAUAUAUAGACCAGGUAAUCAUAACAAAUGUGCUGAUGCUCUGUCCCGUUUGGGGGUAGAGAAAGCAAAAACCAAUGAUGUUACAAAAAAAUUCGAAGAAGAAAUCAGAGGAUUAAAAAUUAAUUUAAUAGAAGAUUUAUCUUUCACUCGCAGUAAAGUCGUAAGUGAAACGAGCAAUGAUAUAAACCUAAAAGAGAUUAUUAAAUUAAUAAAAAAUCAUUGCCCCAAAUCGAAUGGUUUGGCUGAACGAUAUAUACAGACGAUAAAGACGCGUUUCUAUGCUGGAAGGAGAUGUGGGACUCCGGACCAGUUAAAUUUAGCGAAUGUUUUAAUUACUCACCGUAAUACUCCCAAUGCAACUACUGGUAAAUUCCCUGCCGAAAUGAUGUUUGGAAGGUCGCUUAGGACGACAUUAGAUCAGUGGAAAUUAUCAACGAGAGAAAGGAAGGAAAACGCUCUAUGGAAACAAAAGUACUACAAAGAUAGAAGUGUUGAACCUCGGGAGUUUGAAGAGCAGCAAAAAGUUAGGAUAGCAAACGAAAGGACAGCAGGGUGGCAUGAAGGAAAAGUGUUACAACGAAAAAGCGCAAUAUUGUACGAUGUGAAAUCAGAGGGGAUCGUUAAAAACAAGCAUGCAGAUCAAUUGAGGGAUGCACAUACACAAGAGAAGGAAAUACCCGUUACGUUAACCGAAGAAGUGGAAAAGGCAGAACAUGAGAAUACAACUCUUGAAAAAAGAGUUUCGAAACCCCCACUACGUUAUCACGACGAAUUCAAUUUAUAG